This is a messenger RNA of Acanthosepion pharaonis, 1158 nucleotides long. The record is from the annotation of a GenBank genome assembly. NCBI's taxonomy places the organism in Eukaryota, Metazoa, Mollusca, Cephalopoda, Sepiida, Sepiidae.
AUGGGAAGUCUGUCUGUUAGCGCGUUUUCUAUCUAUCUAUCUAUCUAUCUAUCUAUCUGUGUAUGUAUGUAUCUAUCUAUCUAUCUAUUUAUCUAUCUAUCUGUUUUGCUCAUAUAUAUCUAUCUAUCUAUAGCAGUUGCUUCAUAUCUAUCUAUAAGAGUCUGUUUAUCUAUCUAUCUAUCUAUCUAUCUAUCUAUCUAUCUAUCUGUGUAUGUAUGUAUCUAUCUAUCUAUCUAUCUAUUUAUCUAUCUAUCUGUUUUGCUCAUAUUCAUCUAUCUAUCUAUCUAUCUAUCUAUCUAUCUCUCUCUCUCUCUCUAUAUAUAUAUAUAUAUAUAUAUAUAUAUAUCAGUCUAUUCUUAUCUGUCUCUCUGUCUAUCUAUCAGUUUGCUCAUAUCUAUCUAUCUAUCUAUAGCAGUUGCUUCAUAUCUAUCUAUAAGAGUCUGUUUAUAUCUAUCUAUCUAUCUAUCUAUCUAUCUAUCUAUCUAUCUAUCUGUGUAUGUAUGUAUGUAUCUAUCUAUCUAUUUAUCUAUCUAUCUAUCUGUGUACAUAUUUUGCUCAUAUCUAUCUAUCUAUCUAUCUAUCUAUCUAUCUAUCUAUCUAUCUAUAGCAGUUGCUUCAUAUCUAUCUAUAAGAGUCUGUUUAUAUCUAUCUAUCUAUCUAUCUAUCUAUCUGUGUAUGUAUGUAUGUAUCUAUUUCUAUCUAUCUAUCUGUCUGAUUGGUUCAUAUCUAUCUAUCUAUCUAUCUAUCUAUCUAUCUAUCACAGUUGAUUCUUCUCUCUCCCCAUCUAUCUAUCUAUCUAUCUAUGACAGUCUUUUCUUAUCAGUCUAUCUCAGUUUGUUCAUAUCUAUCUAUCUAUCUAUCUAUCUAUCUGUCUAUCUAUAUAUCUAUCUAUCUAUCUCAGUCUGUUCCUAUCUAUGUAUCUCUGUUCAUAUCUAUCUAUCUAUCUAUCUAUCUAUCUAUGAAAGUCUGUUCAUAUUCCCAUCUCUCUCACUCUCUCACUCUCUCACUCUAUCUAUCUAUCUAUCUAUCUAUCUAUCUAUCUAUCUCACUCAUUCUUUUCAUUAUCUAUCUAUCUCCGUCUGCCUAUAUCUAUCUAUCUAUCUAUCUAUCUAUCUAUCAUCCGCUUAUUCCUAUCUAUCUAUCUAUCAAUCUAUCUAG